AUGAAAAAAACAAUAAAAAAUGAAGAACCUUUAAGAGAAAAAUUAACUUAAACAAUGUUUAAAGGAAGUUGUGAUAAUAAUCAACCUAUCUUAAUAAAAGGUUUGGGUUAAGAAUUUUCAACAAACAUUCUUGAAAACUUUUAAAGAACUCAUUCUUUCUCCAAACCAUUUCAACAAGUACCUAUAGAAGAUAAUUAAAAUUAACCAAAAACACCUACAAUGAAAAAUGACAUAGGAAUGAUUUAAUCAAUACAUAUUAAGAAACAACCAAAGGCUGCCUUUAAAAUAUCAAGGUUUGUUGGAGAUGCUAAAUGGCCAUUUUUUAGAGUUAAGAAAGAUGAAACUGUAAAGUAAUUUUGGAAUAGACGCACUUAACAAGACCAUAAUAGAAACUGGAAUAGUGAAGGAUAUUUGUUUGAAGGAAUUAUGCUUAGAAUUGGUAGAAAGAAAAAAAGUGUAAAAGGAUAUUAUUUUAAGUUGACUUAUUCUGGCAUGUUAAUGUAUUUCAAAAAAGUAUAUUUUAAAUAAAUUUAUAAUAGGAAUCAGACAAAGAGCCUAAAGGUUAUGUAUAAUUGAGUAUAGAAAGCAGAGUGAUAAUUUCAUAUUAAAAAACAAAAAAAGGAUUAAAUGUGCCAGUUUUAUAUUUAGAAAGAGUUGAAGGAAUAGGAAUAACAAUAUUUGAUCAUUAAAUUGAAUAGACACUUAAAUUAUGUGAAGCACUUUAAGAAUUUUGUUUGAUGAGAGGAUAUGAUAGUGUAUAUACUUAAAUAGAUACAUUGGGAAGUGGAGCAUUUGCUACUGUUUAUAAAGUAUAAAGAAAAAGAGAUGAAUAAUUAUUUGCUGCAAAAGUCAUUUAUAGAAAUAUGUUUGAAGAAAAUAAACAUAAAGAUAAAUUUAUAGUAUAAAAUUAUUAAACAUAUUAGUGCAGUAAAUGGUAUACAACGAAGUUAUAGCUUUAAAAACAUUAAGUCAUCCAGGAAUUGAAGAGAUCUAUGAAGUUUAUUAAGAAAAAGAUAAAUUAGUUAUCAUUAUUGAAUAUUGUUAAGGAGGAACUCUUUAUCAAUUUUAUAAAUCUAAAGGAAAAUUGUCAGAAAAGCAAAUUGCUUAAUUGAUUAAAGGAAUUUUAGAAGCUCUUUAUGAAAUGCAUUCAAAUGGAUUUGUUCAUAGAGAUAUAAAGUUGGAAAACAUUAUGUUAGAAUCUAAAGAACAUUUGCAAAUUAAAUUAGUUGAUUUUGGAUUUGCAGAAGAAAUUAAUGAAAAAGAGUUAAUAAGCAAAGCUGGUACUCCUGGAUUUUUAGCACCUGAAAUAUUCCGUGGGUAUCCUUAUACCUAGAAAGGAGAUGUAUUUAGUGCUGGUUGUGUUUUAUAUAUUGUAAUUAUCAAUUAUUAUAAUAGUUGACUGUAGGAUAUGCUCCUUUCAGAGGAAAACCAAGUCAAAUCUAAUUAUUAAAUUCUAAAGGCUAAGUAAAUUAUGAUAAAUCUCCUUGGCCUGAUGUAAGUGUUGAAUUAAAGAGUCUUGUUAAAAAAAUGUUAGAACCAAAAUAAGAAGAUAGAUUCACAACUUUAGAAGCAUUAGAAUCUUCUUUUAUUUCUCAUUAUACUAAAAUAACUUCAGAAACUAAUUAUAAAUCAUUCUAAAUGGUUUCUGGAUUAGAUUUUCACAAUAAAUAAUCUGUCAAAAGUAUUAAGAAUUCUGAAUCUAAUGGUUCUAAAUAAAGUAAAGAAUUUUAAUUAGAUUUCUCUAUUCAUACUAAUGAUAUUAAGUCACUUUAUUAAAAAAACUCAAUUAAAACUCUUUAAUCAUAAAGAUCAGGUAGAGGUACUAUAAAAUAAAGUAUGAUUCUGAAAUAAUCAAUAUCUGUUCCAAAAGAUGCUAUAAUUGAGUAAUAUUAAUAAAAGAGGAAACAAAGUCAUCCAGAUAAAUCAAGCUAUAAAGAUUCUGAUAAUGAAAUUGAUUCUUUUGGAGAAUUGCUUAAAUGUAAUAUCAAUUCGAUUUUAAUAUAGUAUAAUCGUUGAAAUUCACUACAUUUGAUGAUUUUGAUGCUCUAAAUUUUACAUAAAUCAAUUUCUUAACAGAAUCAAACUAGGUAUUCAAUAAGAUUAAAAGACCAUGGUGA
Paramecium pentaurelia is the source of this 2117-nucleotide messenger RNA. NCBI's taxonomy places the organism in Eukaryota, Ciliophora, Oligohymenophorea, Peniculida, Parameciidae. The record is from the annotation of a GenBank genome assembly.